CAUUAUACUACUCAAACUGGACUGGGAAGUAUAAUGGACAACAAGACAUGGCUUUGGAGGAAGAAAUCUUCAGAGAAGACCAGUGCCCCAGCUGACCAAAACAUACACAACUCUGCAAAAGGAAAUGAAGAAGAGACACUUUUGACCGAGAAAGCCAAAUUGGAGAAAGACAUGAAAGUUUUAAAUGAUAAGCUUUCUUCAGCUCUCUCUGAAUGUGAAGACAAGGAUGAACUUGAAAAGAAACAUUCAAAGAUGGCCCAGGAAGCAAUUUUGGGCUGGGAGAAGGCAGAAGCAGACAUGGUGUCUCUUAAGGGAGAAUUAGAUGAAGCUUUGCAGCAGAGAGUAGCUAGUGAAGAAAGAUCAGCUCAUUUGGAUGUGGCGCUUGGGGAAUAUAUGCAACAGCUACGUUUUGUUCGAGAAGAGCAGGAGAAAAGAAUUCAUGAUGCUGUUAUGAAGACAUCGAGAGAAUUCGAAAAAUCCCAGAUGGUUUUAGAGGAGAAGUUAGCAGAGACCACUAAGAGGCUUGCCAAAAUAGGUGUUGAAAACUCUCAUCUUAGCAAUUCUCUCUUAGUGAAGGAAAAGUUGAUAGAAGAAGUUAAGAAACAGUUGACUCAGAUGGAGACAGAUUUUAGUGCACUAAUGACUAGAUUACAAUCCACAGAGAAAGAUAAUGCUUCUCUGAAGUAUGAGGUUCGAGUGCUUGAGAAGGAGCUUGAGAUUCGAAAUGAGGAGAGAGGAUUUAAUCGCCAAACAGCUGACGCAUCACACAAGCAACACUUAGAGAGUGUGAAGAAAAUUGCAAAGUUAGAGUCAGAGUGUCAAAGGUUACGUCUCUUAGUCAGGAAGCGACUGCCAGGACCUGUUGCUUUGGCAAAAAUGAAAAGUGAAGCUGAAAUGCUGGAAAGGGAUUCAGUUGAAAUGAGGAGGGGAAAUUUAAAUACAACUGCUUUCAAGGUUGACUCUGCAGUUGACUUGUCUCCUGAGAAUCCUACUAAAAGGAUCAGCAUUAUGACUGAGCAAUUAUCUAGUAUUGAAGAAGCAAAUAAGAAUCUCUUGGAAACCCUUCACAAAAAAACAAAUGAACUACAAUUUUCAAGGGAAAUGUAUGCUCACACAGCGUCCAAAUUAUCACAAGUUAAAUUGCAGCUUGAAGAAGUGUCAAAAGGUCAGAACAUUGUGGAGCCAACAAAAAUUGCUCCUGUGUCACAUGAUCCCUGUCUGGCAUCAAUAUCUAACAUUUGUAGUAAUGACAAGGCUAGAUGUGCUGAAUCAUGGGCCUCUGCUUUGACUACAGAACUGGAACAUUUUAGAAAUCGAAAGCAAAAAGGUUUACCAUCAUCCAAAACAGUUGGAACUUCCGAAAUUAACCUAAUGGAUGACUUUGUUGAAAUGGAAAGAUUAGCAUUAGUCACUGUUGAUAAACCACUUCGGAGUUCUCAGUUUUCUUCACAUGAAGCUAAUGCAAUUUCUAGCCCCUUGGAAAUGGAACUAAACCAGAGCUCCUCUGAGUUAAUGGGAGGGGAGAUAAUACCAUUACCCAACUCUGAAUCAGGCUUCAGUAUGUCAAAACAGGAAAUCAGAUCCAAAGAUACAUUUAUUAGCAAAGUUCCUGAUUGGCAUCGGGAUACACCGAAAAUGGGCUUGGAGCAAAACCAUGUCACACACACAAACCCAGAUGAAUUACUUGAGGAUAUUAGAGCAGCUUUGGCACAUAUCAAUCCUCCAAACCACAUUGAUGUAGUUGAUGCAUCUAAUGCCACACUCAUAAACGGCUACAUCUUGGGGAAACCAUCAAAUAAAUCUUUAGUGAUGGAUUCAUCUGAUGGUGGUGUCUCGUUGACAGAAAAGACACACACGCAGUUGCAGUUAAAUCUUAGCAAGUCAAUAGGAAAAAUAAUUGAGCUUAUUGAAGGGAUUGGUCUGCCAUCUCUGGACUACAAUAAUCCUGAGACCUUGGCCAGAAAGGAUGAAAAUAUGAUCACAUACAAGAAUUCAGAAAUACCUGCAGGGUACAUGGUCCGGGUUUUCCAGUGGAAAACUUCUGAACUCAGUGCUGUUUUACAGCAAUUUGUUCGUACUUGUGAUGAUCUGUUGAAUGGAAAGGCAAAUAUAGACAAAUUUGCCCAAGAAUUAACUACUGCUUUAGACUGGAUUAUGAAGCAUUGCUUUUCCCCACAAGAUGUUUCAAACAUGAAGGAGGCGAUUAUCAAGAAUUUUGAUUGGGAUAAAUCAAGAAGCGAGAGUGAAGCAGAAGUUGGAAUGAUCGGUCAUUUUUCUGAAGCAGGACGUGUUCCAAGAGAACAAUUAUCAUAUUUUCUGAUGACUGCCACUUCGAGUGGAAAUUGUCUUCAGAUGGAAGAACUUCAGUCUACUCUGAUGGAAGAAAAUAGGAAAUCUAGAGGUGAAUUGAUGAAUUUGAAAUCUGCAAAGAAAGACUUGGGAGGAAGGCUUCAGUCAGCUACUGAUAAGAGGGAACCCCUGAUGAAUCAGCUCCUCAAAUCUGAGAAAACCAUUACGUGCUUGCAAACAGAGUUCGAAACCCUAAAAGAAUCAAAAGGAAAAACUGAGACUCAAAUCAAAAGUCAGAAGUUGAUGAAUGAAGAUCCUUAUAGGCAGCUUACAGUGGCCGGAGUGGAAUUAAAUGAAGCUAAGGAGACGUUUUCAUCCUUAGAAGUGGAGGUGGAUGAUAAAAAUAACUGUUGUGAAGAAUUAGAGGCCACAUGCCUUGAACAGCAGCUCCAUUUUGGGAGCAUUACAAAGAAGGAAAGCAACAACAAUGACCUCAAUCUGGAAGAGAAGCAUUUUCGGGCUGAUUGGGAGAUUACAGCUGCUUCAGAAAAGUUGGCAGAGUGCCAGGAGACCAUCCUCAACCUUGGAAAGCAGUUGAAAGCAUUGGCUGCCCCAAAGGAAGCAAUCCUUUUUGACGAGGUCAUAGCUACCCCCACUGACACAGUUACCGCCACCACAGUUACAACGCCAUCCCCUCCCAAGGACAAAAUCAUGUACCAGCAAUCCUCUCUACUAGAUCAGUUGCUGGCAGAGGAUGGUGCUAAAGCUCCGAAGAUCAAACAAAUAAAUGGCAAUUGCACUGGGAAAGUUAACGAGAUUAUUGUUUUAAAUGGGAUAAAACACAAGGAUGAGAAUGGUUCAGCUAGUUCUCUGGCUAUUGUGCCUAGAAAGAAACGAGGAGGUCGCAGUUUGUGGAGAAAGCUGUUAUGGAGAAAGAAGAACGCUAAUAUGAAGAAACCACCUCUCCUCUGUGCCCCGUGACAAACAUCAUAUGGCAAUCAUGCAGUGAUGGCAGGCUUAUUGCUCAGGGUUUCUUCUCUGUUUUCUUUUUAAAGUUGUUUGGUUUGUUGGGGGUGAAAGUGGGAGAUAACAAGUCUUGGUUUUAUUAGUCGUGUCACAGAGAGAGAGAGAGAGUGUUUUGCUAGUGAAUAUACUGUAUGUAGAGAUUGACUUUCGGUUUAUGCCUAAAGACAAUAAAUAGAAGAAAUUGGAAGGCAUGUUUGGAUGUUUGUAGAAUCUUAAAAUUUUGUGAAUAUUAAUAAAAUGGUUUGAGUGAA
Juglans microcarpa x Juglans regia is the source of this 3566-nucleotide messenger RNA. Its product is annotated as filament-like plant protein 7. The record is from RefSeq and is a predicted model, not a curated record. Lineage: Eukaryota; Viridiplantae; Streptophyta; Magnoliopsida; Fagales; Juglandaceae.